GAGCCCCCGGCCCGCGUCCCGCUCCCGCGCAGAGCGACAUUGCAGGGGUGGCGUUGCGGGCGGCCACCGGGCUGGGUGCUGGUGCGUGCGCGCUGCGGGAGGCCAGCCGGGGACCCCGAGCCGGGAGCCAGCAUCUACGCCAGAGCAGGAACCGGAGGAGCAGGAACCGGAGCGGGAGCCAGAGCGGCGGCUCCUUUUGGAGCCCGGUUGCAGCCGUCGCAGUGGACACCAUGGCCGUGGACGUGGCAGAGCGCCGCCUGAGCGUCAUCAAGAGCCCCCCUGACUGGGAGGUGGGUGUCUACGCUGCGGGGGCCCUGGCGCUGCUGGGAAUCGCAGCUGUGAGCCUGUGGAAGCUCUGGACCUCGGGGAGCUUCCCCAGCCCCUCCCCCUUCCCCAACUACGACUACAGGUACCUUCAGCAGAAAUACGGUGAGAGCUACGCAGAGGCCAAGCAGAAGAGGGUGCCUGCCUGGAAUGGCCAGCGGGGCAGCACUCGGGGACCACCCAGUCGCAAAGGCAGUUUCAGCAUGGAGGACACCUUUGAGAGCAUCAGCGAGCUGGGGCCCCUGGAGCUGAUGGGCCGUGAGCUGGACCUGGCCCCCUAUGGGACCCUCCGGAAGUCCCAGUCAGCCGAUUCCCUCAACUCCAUCUCCUCCGUGAGCAACAACUUUGGACAGGACUUCACGCUGGGCCAGGUGGAGGUGAGCAUGGACUACGACGCCACCUCCCACACCCUCCACGUGGCCGUGCUGCAGGGGAAGGACCUCCUGGAGCGGGAGGAAGCCAGCUUCGAGUCCUGCUUCAUGCGCGUCAGCCUGCUGCCGGACGAGCAGAUCGUGGGCAUUUCCCGGAUCCAGAAGACCGCCUACUCUAUCUUCUUCGAUGAGAAGUUCUCCAUCCCCCUGGACCCCGCAGCCCUGGAGGAGAAGAGCCUGCGGUUUUCUGUUUUCGGCAUUGAUGAGGACGAGCGGAAUGUCAGCACGGGGGUGGUGGAGCUGAAGCUUUCUGUACUUGACCUUCCACUGCAGCCCUUCAGUGGCUGGCUCUAUUUACAGGACCAGAACAAGGCUGCCGACGCUGUAGGGGAGAUCCUGCUCUCCCUCAGCUACCUCCCCACGGCCGAGCGCCUCACCGUGGUCGUGGUGAAGGCCAAGAAUCUGAUCUGGACCAACGACAAGAGCACCGCGGACCCCUACGUCAAGGUGUACCUGCUGCAGGAUGGGAGGAAGAUGAGCAAAAAGAAGACAGCCGUGAAGAGGGACGACCCCAACCCGGUGUUCAAUGAAGCCAUGAUCUUCUCAGUGCCAGCCAUUGUGCUCCAGGACCUGUCUCUCCGCGUGACAGUGGCUGAGAGCAGCAGCGAUGGCCGUGGGGACAACGUGGGCCAUGUCAUCAUCGGGCCAUCAGCUAGUGGCAUGGGCACCACACACUGGAACCAGAUGUUGGCCACACUGCGCAGGCCUGUGUCCAUGUGGCACCCUGUCCGACGAAACUAGGAGCCAGGACGAGGCCAGGGUGGGCACUGGAGCUGCCCGGAGCCUGGCUCAAGCUCAGGUGUGACACCCUUCUCUGUUGUCCAGCUGAAGCCAUGAACACCGGGGCCCCCAGUGGACUCCCCAUGAGCCGUCUCGGUCCCGCUACCUAGACUGCAGAGCAGGAGCGGGCCUGGCUGGCUGGCUAGGGAUCCAGGGUUUCUCCCACUGAGGAACGGCUGUAGCUGGGCACUGGCUCGUUGUUCUCCCAUUUUGAGAUCCCCAGUGGGUCUGCCCCUCAGCCUAGAGGGACCUUGGCCUCUCAGAGCUCCCCACACCCAACCCCAACUGGGAGGCCAGCGCCGAGCGGAGCCACAUGCUGGAACAGAGCAAGUCUUGGGAGCCGGGUGCCAUGCUGGGCACCAGCAGGUGUGACAUGAACAAGACACAGACCUACAGGACGCUGGGAAAGCAAGAUCACCUGUCCUGGUGAUCUACUUGGUGCUGAAUGGUGGCCCUGCCAGGCAGACUUGGGGA
Molecule: messenger RNA, 2009 nt
Organism: Artibeus jamaicensis (Jamaican fruit-eating bat)
Lineage: Eukaryota; Metazoa; Chordata; Mammalia; Chiroptera; Phyllostomidae
Gene: SYT12
Product: synaptotagmin 12
Exons: 8
Coding region: 231-1496 (421 amino acids)
Biological process (GO): regulation of calcium ion-dependent exocytosis; cellular response to calcium ion; calcium-ion regulated exocytosis
Molecular function (GO): calcium-dependent phospholipid binding; SNARE binding; calcium ion binding
Source: RefSeq, a predicted model, not a curated record